Molecule: messenger RNA, 783 nt
Organism: Lathyrus sativus (Indian pea)
Lineage: Eukaryota; Viridiplantae; Streptophyta; Magnoliopsida; Fabales; Fabaceae
Source: the annotation of a GenBank genome assembly
AUGGGGUUGCAGACACUAGAAAAGACAAAACCAAAACACAGGAAAGGUUUAUGGUCACCUGAAGAAGAUCAUAAACUCAGAAACUACAUCCUUAAACAUGGUCAUGGCUGUUGGAGUUCUGUCCCUAUUAAGUCAGGCUUGCAAAGGAAUGGAAAAAGUUGCAGAUUAAGGUGGAUUAAUUAUCUAAGGCCAGGAUUAAAGAGAGGAAAGUUCAGCAAGCAAGAGGAGGAGACAAUCCUGACCCUUCAUCACAUGCUAGGCAACAAGUGGUCACAAAUAGCACAACAUUUACCAGGAAGGACAGACAAUGAGAUAAAAAACUAUUGGCAUUCAUAUUUGAAAAAAAGAGUGGCCAAAGCUAAUGAAAUGGAAUCUCAAAAACAUCUUCAAUAUGCUGCCUCAAGCUCAGACACAAUCACCUCUUCACACUCUCUUCAAAAACUUGCAACUCAAGAGCCACACAAUUACAACAACAUCAUCGCCAAAGAGACUCAUCAAAGCUCAUUACCGAAGCUCUUAUUCGCGGAAUGGCUUUCACUUGAUCAUGUAAAUGGUAGCAACUCUUCAAAUUCAGUUGAGUCUUUGGUCAUGAGAAAUGGAUUUGAUCAAGGUUUUCAAGAAGCUGCAAUGCAUGAUGAUGUGUCGGAGUAUCAUAAUAGUGUGAUGUUCAAUUCACAAAUUAAGUUUGCAAACCAAAUGAUGGGAAAUGGGUUUGUUCAUUGCAUGCCUGAGGUUGAUUUGAGUAACAAUUUCAAUUUGAGCAAUGAUGCUAUGUAUGUUUAA